Centropristis striata (black sea bass) is the source of this 1357-nucleotide messenger RNA. RefSeq names its product overexpressed in colon carcinoma 1 protein homolog. The record is from RefSeq and is a predicted model, not a curated record. The transcript has 6 exons. Bases 89 to 343 code for a protein of 84 amino acids. Lineage: Eukaryota; Metazoa; Chordata; Actinopteri; Perciformes; Serranidae.
CGGCUUCUUUAUUUCUUCUUCUGCUCAUUUGGGCUUUUUCCUUCCUUCCUUGCUCUUCUUCUGUGGUUUUUCUUGAGUCAGGUGAGAGAUGGGAUGUGGAAAUUCCUCACCAGCCACCACCAACAGCAGCAGCAGCAGCAACUCUGCAGGUCGUGCCGAGUCGUCAUCAAAGGCAUCAGAAGAACCUGUGCCAGAGGAUGACAAAUGGAAGAACUACGGAGGUGUGUAUGUGGGUUUUCCUGCAGACCUGAGCAACAUUCCUCAAGUACACAUAGGAUCACUCAGAGAGCAUGAGAGAGACUUGGUGGCCCUCAGGAGGCCGCUGUGGGGGGACGGACUCUAAUUUUAAUGAAGAGCCAGGUGCUACAGAAGAGUGAUGGGACAGAAGGAGAAACCCUGCAGGAGUUCUCCAGGUCCUCAGUGUUUGUCAUCAGGAACUCACCAAAUCUCAGGUGGGACCCAGCAGCUCCCAGCGGAGCCAAUCUCCCUCCCAGCGUCCUCUGUGUGGACUUUAAUGGGACCAGCUCCACCUGGUUCGACUGGCUGCUGAGCCUGCUGCGUCAAAGGAACUGGUUACAGACUUUUGUGCUUUGGAGGAAGCAGAUGGACUCAGAACUAUGAAAACAGUGACAUUUUACUGUUUAAAAAGGUGAAGGUGCUUACGUGGUUACAUGAAGAGGCUGCAGGUUUUCAUUCCAAAGAGGCGACUCCACUGGGUGAACUUCAUUUGGCUUUAUGGGUGGUGUAGCUGCUUCAUGAAGCGCCAGCUGCAGGUGUAACAGUGAACGUCCAUCAACUGAUUCAUCACAAAAUGACAUAAAGAGAGAGAGAGAGAGGCAGGAGCUGUGCAGCAUGUAGCUCUCCACUAACUAACUGACUAAUUAAGGUCUGAAUAGCAGGUAGGACUCGUGCAGAACAAAUUAGAAACACAAGUUUGGUGAUAUUCAGUCAACAAAUCCAAUUAAAAAAAAAACAAUUCUCGGUAUAUCUGAUUUUUUUUUCUUUCUGUGCCAUAAAGCUCAGUUUAGACUCUAAUUCACGUCCAGUCAUGGAAAAAUUAUUAGACCAUUGUUUUCUUCAAUUUAAAAAUAUUCAUUAAUUUAACCUUUUGAUGCACAACAUAUUGACACCCCUUCUAGUGGGCAACAUGGGUCAAAAAUUACCCGCAUUCAUUUCCCAUGUUAUUUAAUGCGGCGGUGUGUUUCUGUGCUCUAUCUUUUGAUAUGAACUUAUUUUAUGAUUGAAUAUUCCAAGUAUUCUUUAAAUAUCUUGUUUCUGAUAACAUCAUAUCAUUAUUUCCAUUUUGCUUCUCAUACUUUAUGAAGAAAAAAGUUCUUGUAUUAUAACAUAGCUAACU